AUGGAGACCAUCACCAACCUCGCAAGCAAUGCUGCUGGCGCAGCCUCCAAGCUCAUCUACGGCGACCAGACCAAGGCGGACGACGCAGUCGACCAGACCAAGAACAACGAAACUGCCGGCAAGGAGCCUGUCUCCGGUGAGCAGGGUCAAGGCACUGUCACUCAGCCCUACGAUCAGGGCAAUCUUGCGACUGCUGAUAAGGGAACUUUCCUCGACUACUCGAACAACGAGACUGCGGGCAAGAAGCCCGUAUCGGGAGAGCUGGGCAAGGGUACUGUGACAGAACCCUUCGACCAAGGCAACGAUGCCAAGGCGACCGAGAAGGCAGCCGAAAAGACCUCUGGCACAGAUGAGUUCCUGAAGCUCGACCCUACCACCAAGGGACCGACCGAGACCAUGACCGAAACAUCGACCGACCCCAAGAUCUACUCGGAUAGCAAGGACCCGUCCUACAUUGGCAUGCCCAUCGUCCCCCUCAACCCCGACGCUGCUACGUCAAACACUGGCGCUACCUCCUCUACAACUCAGGCCACUGGCAUCACGGACAAGGCUGGAGUAACGGAUAAGCUUUGGAAGGACACUCCACUUGACGACAUCAGCCGUUCAGGUGCGCCAGGUGCUGGUCCUACUGGUCCCAGCGAUGUUACUCCUGCGGCUCCUGAUUCCACGGCAACCACAACUACCAGCCCUGAUCCCGCCAUCAAGACCACUGCUCCCGACUCUGUAACCGGUGCUUCAAGCACAUACGCGGGUGGCGCUGGUAUCGACACUAAGACUGAUGCCGAGAAGGCCUCUGCGAACCGCGAUACUCCAGAGUGGACAUCAACAGGCGUUCCUUCUGACAGCAGCAACUUCGAAGCGGCUGCUGCCAAACAGAACGCUGCCUCUGGUUUGUGGACACGGGAACCCGGACAAAGUCGGGGUAGUACUGACGGUGCCGCAGGUAUGACUGGAGAGCACUCAGGUCGCAAGUCCGAGUCUGCCGAUUUGACUACAUCCCCAAGCGGCGAGGAGAAGGGUGGAAAGAUGUCGCACUUGAAGGAGAAGAUGAAGAACAAGCUUCACAUCGGCUCCAAGGACAAAUAG
This is a messenger RNA of Alternaria novae-zelandiae, 1086 nucleotides long. RefSeq lists its product as uncharacterized. The transcript has 3 exons. The coding region runs from base 1 to 1086 and encodes 361 amino acids. The record is from RefSeq and is a predicted model, not a curated record. NCBI's taxonomy places the organism in Eukaryota, Fungi, Ascomycota, Dothideomycetes, Pleosporales, Pleosporaceae.